Messenger RNA from Funneliformis caledonium, 1632 nucleotides. The record is from the annotation of a GenBank genome assembly. NCBI's taxonomy places the organism in Eukaryota, Fungi, Glomeromycota, Glomeromycetes, Glomerales, Glomeraceae.
AUGACAACUAUUAACCCAUCACCGCAACUUACACCGGAUUGUCUUGAAGAUGUUUUCGAUUAUUUGAGAAAUGAUCGAUCGUCACUUUUCUCCUGUUUACUCGUCAAUCGACUUUGGUGUCGUCUUGUAAUUCAUUUAAUUUGGAGUGAUCCUUUCGCCAUCGAUUCCAGCGACACCUCCCUGUCCAACAUUAUACAAACGUACAUUUCUUGUCUUCCAGAUACCUCAAGACAGCUCAUCGUUAACAAAAUUAGAAAUACCGAGGAGAAGACGGACGAAACGUCAAAUGAUGAUGAUUCCACGCAAUUAAAUUUUCAACAACCACUUUUCAUUUAUCCUGAAUACCUGCAAAAUCUUGAUUUGAAAAAUUUUAAUGAUGCACUCCGAGUGUGGCAUAAGGAACAUGACAAGUCAUUUGAUGAAUCGAUUCCAGAUUUCACCAUUUCAAAAGUUUUGGUCGAUUUCAUUUUUGAGAAAUGUUCAAGUAUAUCUCAAUUAAAUGUUCAUCUUUGGGAUAAAUGGAAUAUACCAUUAUUUGAAAUGAACUUUGAUUUAUUAUUUAACAGAAAGAAUGAAAGAAAUGUUUUUUUUAAUUUAAAAGAUUUUAAAUUUACUUUCCUCGCAAAAGAAAGGUCGGAAGGGUUGCCAAAAUCUCAUCAAAUUAUCGUAAAUUUAUUUAAAAUGAUGGAAAGAACAUCGAACAAUAUUCAAUCAAUGGAAAUAAUCUUCAGAUUACAUCAUCCACCGGAACAUGUUGAUCAGGUCAUCGAGAACUUAAUCAAGGCGCAAAAGAAUUUAAAAACUUAUAAAUCCAAUGAAUUUUGGGAUUCAAAAAAACCGAAUAUCUAUAACGUUUUGAUGAAAAAGAAUAAUUCCCUAACUUAUUUAAAUUUGAUAAAUCUAUCUUACUUUCACGAAUCUUUGAUCGAAGGGUUAAUGGCUUGUAAAAAUCUAGAAACCUUAGAAUUAUCAAGAUGUCCUGAAAUGCCUUCUCGUUACUUGGACUCUUCUCCAAAAAGUAAUCUCUCUAUUAAAAAUUUAAAAUUUUAUUACUCAACGAGUUUUCCGGUGUGCGAAGAAACCUUUAUUACUUUACUUCAAAUGUGUAAUAUUAAUCUAAGAAAAUUGGUCGUCAAAGGGGUAACUGGUGACAUCAUCGACGCAAUCUGUUUAAACAAUUCACAAAUAACCCAUUUGUCUCUCUGCGCUCAUCAACAAAUUUUUGAUCCCCCACAAUCUUUAUCCUCUUUAACAAACUUGACUCACCUUAAAUUAGGCAGUUAUCAAGCGAUCAUUUUCGUGGAUCGUACGUUACCUUAUUUUAUCGAUUCGCUUCCUUCUUCUUUACGGCAUUUGUAUUUUAAUUUUAAUAUGAGUCCAAUAUCUUUAAUAUUUUUCUUAAAUGAAUGUAAAAUUCCUUUAAAAAGCAUAGAAUUUCAUCAGGUUGAUGUUAAGGAUGAUGAUGUUAUUGAUGCCAUGAUUAAUUAUAAAAAAUCAAAUCAUGAGAGUUGUGAAGAGAUAAGGUUAUUCAUAAAACAACACUUUUACUUAAGGUUGGAAGAAACGAGGAAAUACGUCAACAUUAUUAUGGAUGCUUCUAAUGCUCAUCAACAAAAUUAUGACCUUUGGUAG